AUGGGCUGCUCACAGUCAUCCGGGUGCAUUGAGGCCAGUCGGCAGCACUCUUUCAAGGGUCUUGCCAAGCACGACGACAUAAAGAGCGCACUUCAAGUCCGAGACAAGGUUAUGGUGGAGUGUGAAGAGCCGUCAUUAAUGAAAGACUUUGACUCAUGGAGGCAUGUGAUGGACGAAGACGACAUGAAGGCGCUGGAGAGUGGAAAGAGCCUACCGAUAAACCGCACGGCCCACCAACAGAUUUCGCAGCAGACUCGGAGUGCCUUGAAGAAGUUGGUGGAUGAUCCGGAAGCGCUCCAGCGCCUUGUCAAGAAGCACCGGAUGGCUGGAAACGACGACAUUUCGGCUUUUGUAAUCCACGGGGCGACGAAUCUCGGCGAUUCAGCGGUAGUCCUCCAAUCUAUGAGCUGCGCCGGUGUAGUGUCGGGAACCUGA
Molecule: messenger RNA, 435 nt
Organism: Symbiodinium necroappetens
Lineage: Eukaryota; Dinophyceae; Suessiales; Symbiodiniaceae
Source: the annotation of a GenBank genome assembly